This is a messenger RNA of Saccostrea echinata, 2441 nucleotides long. Its product is annotated as nucleoporin 88-like. Bases 9 to 2183 code for a protein of 724 amino acids. Gene Ontology annotation, molecular function: structural constituent of nuclear pore; protein binding. Gene Ontology annotation, biological process: mRNA export from nucleus; protein import into nucleus; ribosomal large subunit export from nucleus. Gene Ontology annotation, cellular component: nuclear pore. The transcript has 15 exons. NCBI's taxonomy places the organism in Eukaryota, Metazoa, Mollusca, Bivalvia, Ostreida, Ostreidae. The record is from RefSeq and is a predicted model, not a curated record.
UAAUCAACAUGGCGUCUGUUGACAAUUGGCGCACACGUUUAAAUGAUCUGAAAAUAUUUAAACAACUGCGAGAGAACAAUAGCACAGAUUCAAAACAGAAGAAAAAAUCAUACUCCAAAAGUCUGCUUAAGAUUCUGGACAGUGAUCUAUAUGUUUGGGAUGGAUAUGCCUCUCAGUUAUUGAAUUACGAUGUGAAGAACCUCCACACUGACUCUUCAGAAAAGAAAUCCCGAUUUCAGACCUUGUUGUGUACAGAUCCUCCACGAUAUGACAUUGACAGUAUUGAAUUUAACAGUACAAAAAGUUUUCUGGCAGUAUGGGGAAGCUCAGGUGUCAUGGUUAUGGAAAUGCCCCAGAGAUGGGGGAAGUAUUCAGAAUUUGAGGGAGGAAAACCAGUAGUUAUUUGCAAAACAACUAGUGUUGCAGAGCAUUAUUUUGCCAGUCACAAAAGUGUACAGGUUCUUCAUGUUGCCUGGCAUCCUGGCAGUGAAACUGAUUCUCACCUCACAAUUCUAACGUCAGACAAUAUCUUAAGUACGUACGAUUUGAAAGAGCCAGAUGUUCCGAUUCACACAGUGAAGCUAGGCGAUUCUGUGCAGGAAUUAACAGACUCCUCAAACAAGCCUUCUUACAGAGCGGCGCUAGGCGAGGUAGCAGCCUCUUUUGACUUCGGUCCUUCAGUGGAACUCCGAAGAAAGAACCGUCUUCACUCAACUCUUGUUAAUCCUGAUGUAGUCUGGCCAGCUUAUAUAGUGUAUGGGAAUGGUGAUGUCAAUAUAGUGUACACUGAUGUCACUCCAGAUCCUGCAGGCAUCAAGCGACUGAGUACCCAGGGGCCUUUAUUGAUGCACCCCCCGGCUGAGGACAACUAUGGAUUUGAUGCCUGCUCUAUAGCUGUUCUUGAUACUAAUCCACCAGUGUUAGUUAUGGCAACAAGAGAUGGAAAACUCCAUCACUGUCUGGUGAUGCAGGCCGACUUAAAGGAUACCACUCUUCAGUCUGAGAGUCACUCGGAGAGUUCCACUGACAUGAGUCUACUGUACGAGGCCCCAGAGGAAGAGUCACUGUACGUGUAUGAAAGUGUGGAACUGGAGCUAUCCCUGACAACAAGUUCUGUAGAAACUGACGAGUACAUAGAGGACACCUUUACCUGUCCAAUCAAAAUCAUCAAAGACUCGGUUGCCCCAGACAGGUAUCACUGCAUGCACUCAGCAGGGGUCCAUACCAUUGUGUUACCAUGGAUACAGGAAUACCACAAGUAUUUCACAGAUGACCAGACUGACAGAGUUCCAGAGCAGGAGGAUUGUAUUGUAGAGCACCUAAUCUGCACUAAGCCCCUCCCCUCCAGUCCUGUUGCCCCUGUCCUGGGGCUUGGUUUAGUUAAGGGAUUGUCAGUGGAGCCCUACCUCCUGACCUUGACCUCUGAUUAUGAACUGGUCUCCCUACCCCUUUGUCCUAGUCGAUACCGGGACAGCGGUGAAACUCUCCACUCUUCAGAGAACCCUGAAGCCAUCGAAUCUCCACUGAGACGCUUGAGUCGGGAACCAUUUGACAUCUACAUCAAGAAAAUACUGCAACGCAAUGUCACCAACCCAAAGAUUAAAUUUGACAAGAAAACAGAAAUUUCCCAGCAGGAAUGUUUCCAACUGUUGACACGUACCACUCAAGUUUUCCGUGAAGAAUACCUACUGAAGCAAGAGCAAGCCCAACAGGAAAUACAGAAAAGAGUAAGGAUUCUGAGAAAUCUGAGGACACAACAGGAAGAAGACCUUGAGAACUUACAGGAGUCUCGGAACAAAGUCAGAGACAUGGCCGAAAAUCUGGCCACAAAGUACAGUGACUGUCAAGAUAAGCAGGAGGAAAUCCUCCAAAGGAUUGAAGACAUGAUGAGACGGUUACAGGAGAGGAUGCCAUCAAUGUCUGAGGCCGAGCGAGGAAUGAAGAGAGAAUUAGAGACAAUGGAAGAACAACUAGAGGUUUAUAAGAGAUCUCUGGAACAGCUGAAAAUAAAACAGGACUACCAGAGAAGGCAGAUAGCCCAGACACCUAACAGACUGCUUUCAAGUCCCAUACUGAAACCUGGUCAACUCAAACAGAUAAAGGAUGUGUUGAAACAAGAGGGAGAUGACUUGGGUGAAAUGCUCCAAAAAGUAAAUGCUUUAAAACUUGAAGCAGGAGUCUGAUAGUUUUUACCUGAAACUGAUUACUUUGGCAGCAACAAUCUCAGAGGAUAGCCAGAGGAGCAAUAUUUCUGUGAAAUAUUGCCAAAUGGUGAAAAUAUUGACUAGUUUGUAUAGAAAAGUAAUUCCUCUUGCAUUGUAAAAUAUGAUUCGGACAAGAAACUGAAAUGUUGACAAACAACAAGGUGUUCUAAAAUAGGUCUAUAGAGACCUACAACUGUUACUUGUGUUUAUUACAAAAAUAAAUCUUGAAAAAAUUGA